Molecule: messenger RNA, 1221 nt
Organism: Moesziomyces aphidis
Lineage: Eukaryota; Fungi; Basidiomycota; Ustilaginomycetes; Ustilaginales; Ustilaginaceae
Source: the annotation of a GenBank genome assembly
AUGAAGCCUUCAAUACGGUCCUGGGCCGCGAGAUCGUGCAAGCUUUCUGGGACGACACCUCUCACCGCCGCAAGUGCCGCUCGAGCAGCGGCGUCCACAUCGCAGCGCAUGCAGCUCCGCCGCGCGUCUACACGGCGUCACGCUGACCAAGGAGCGGCUUGCUCAUCGACACUGCGCUUUGAUGUCAACCGAUUCCCAGCACCAACACACCCCACAGCGUUUCGCGGCAUGUCCACUGUCGCUAGCGCCGAGGUUAUGACCCGGCACCUCGCGACGGCGGCGGGUGGCCGAUCGUCGGGGCUCUUUCGAUCGUUCUGCACAUCGCAGCCGAGCGUACCUCUGCAAGCAGCGCCGGCAGGACUGGGCAUCGCAGCGUGGGUGUGGUCUCGCAUGCCACGGUUGCGGUCGGAAAGCAGUCCAUCACGCUCGUCGCUGCGAUCCCGCAACCAGCCCUCGCCGCUCUUCCGUCGCCCCUCGCCCAACUCAGGCGGCAGCGGUGGCUCUGGCGGCGACCCGCGUCGAAGACCGGGUCCAUCGUGGCUGGCGUCGUUCACCGCGCGCAUUGACGAGCGCUUCUGGAGCCGCUUCGAUGCACGCGCGGUGAUCUUGGCGGUGAUUGGCGUCAACACGCUGGUGUUCGUCGGCUGGGCGUGGGCGCGCGAAAACAUGCAGCGCUUCGCCGACCCGCGCGCGAUGAUCACCAUGUCCAAGAACUUUCUCGGGGGCGAGAUCAACAUGCGCGAAGGGCGGUGGUGGACGCUGCUGACCAGCUGCUUCUCGCACGAAGCGCCGAUGCACUUGCUCUUCAACAUGGUGACGCUGGGAUUCAUGUCGCCCCCCGUAGUCGCCCUGACGGGUCCGACAAUGUUCCUCGUGCUGUACUGCGGUGGCGGUAUCAUCAGCAGUGUUGUUUCCAUGGUGGGCAAACGCGUUUUCGAGACGGAAGAACAGCGGAGGAGGAGACCGUUUAGUCACGGGGCGAGUGGAUCCGUGUAUGCGAUCAUGAGCACGUUUGCGUGCGUCCAGCCGCGCGCCCAGUUUUUGCUCUUCUUCGUGCUACCCCUGCCGGCGUGGGCGUGCGUGUCGGGCAUUUUUGCGUGGGACGUGGCCCAGGCGGUGCUCAACCCCGGUCAACGCACCGAUUCGGCAGGCCACAUCGGCGGCGUCAUGGCAGGCAUCUUGUUCUGGCGCUUCGGUCUCAAAGGCAUCCAAAUGCACUAG